AACGUCUCCUUCCUCUUCUCUCGAACCCACCGGGCCACCCUUCAGUGUCUCAGUCUUGUCACUCUCUCACUAAGCCCAAUCUCUCUCAUCUCUCUCGCUGUCGCUCUCGCACUCAAGCUCUCUCAUCUCCGGUCUCUCUCACUGCCUCCGGUAUCGCACUCAAGCUCGUCGUCGCUCUCUGUCUUGUCACCGUCUCGCAGUCAGCGCGCGCCUUCCCUGCGCUCGCCGUCGCUCUUUGUCUCGUCACUGUCUCGCAAUCAGUCGCGCGCCUUCCCUGCGCUCGUCGUAGCCGGUGGCAGAAGCAGCACGUCCCGGGGCUGGUCGUCGUUGUCGUCUUUUGCUUUGAGCCUCGCCGUCAGCUUCCUCCUCGACGUCAGCAGCUGGUCCCCGAUUUGUCACAUAAUCCCAUCAUUACUUGUUUCAUUCCGUCGCGCUUCUGCCGUCGUUCCGUCCCCCGUUCGUGUCCCCUUCAACGUCGCCUCUGUUCCGCUUUGGUCACCCCCUCUGCGGGCCACUGCUCAUUUGCCAUCCCCUGGGAAAAAGGGAUCAUGGUGGGAUUCAAGAACCGAUUUAUGGUGAUGGAGGUUUUUCUAAACCCUAAUAGAGAAAAUUUAGGGGGCACCCCUCUGAUAAUUACACAGUUUAAUGUCACAAAAGCUAUAAAAGACAGCAUCCUUGUAAAUUUUGGGGUGUGUGGUUUGGCUACAGCAAUGGCAUCAUUUGAUGUCAAGUAUGUAAAUCCAAUCACUAAUUUGUGUAUAAUUAGAGCUGCAACGGAGGACUAUGAAAAAGUAUGGUCUGCCAUUACAAUGGUUAAAAAUAUUGCACAUGUGCCUGUCAUAUUUAACUUGCUGGAUAUAACUGGAAGUAAAAGGUCAUGCCAAUCUCUGGCCUUGAAAUGUGAGGAAUCAAAGUUUGAGCAAUACAAACUAACGGUUGGUGAUCAACUCAAACCUGAUGAACCUAAACGUAUGUCAAGCUUUCUUGAUCGGAUCAAAGCAUCAAAGUUUUAGGGCACUGAAUAUUUUGGCCACAAUAGUAUGCCUUAUUCUUCCUUGUGAUUGUUUGUGUUUUUGUGUUCAAUCACAAUAUUGGUCUAAACUUCUAGAUGAAAGUUCUAAUAUCUCAAAUCUAUGCAGAACUGUCAAUUUUCCUUAAGAGUUAAGAGUGUAUUAUGUGAUAUCUAAUUACUUCCUUCAGCCUUGAGAGGAGAGGUUGAGAAAAUGAUUAAACACUGCAAUUUUGUUUUGUCUUACAUUUUCAAAUCCUUUGUAAAUAAUCAUAGUAGUAGUAGUCCAA
This is a messenger RNA of Arachis ipaensis, 1299 nucleotides long. RefSeq names its product ribonuclease P family protein / Rpp14 family protein. The record is from RefSeq and is a predicted model, not a curated record. NCBI's taxonomy places the organism in Eukaryota, Viridiplantae, Streptophyta, Magnoliopsida, Fabales, Fabaceae. Gene Ontology annotation, biological process: tRNA 5'-leader removal. Gene Ontology annotation, molecular function: ribonuclease P RNA binding. Gene Ontology annotation, cellular component: ribonuclease MRP complex; nucleolus; multimeric ribonuclease P complex.